CAGGCUGUGGGUUGGAGAGCCACGGCUUUGGACAGUCAAGGUAGAGCGAGUAUACACUGUCUGGUGUGGAUUUUACCUGGUUUGCUGUGGUAAGAAGUGACCAGGUUUCAGUGUCGGUGACCACCUGAUCAGUAAGCCCGGCGUUACCGUACAGGUCUAAACGAACUUCAGUCCAGCAGAGCUUGUGUUUCACGAGUGUUAUUAAUCAAGGUUUCUGGCAAGCGAGGUAACCCCGGGUAUUAGCAGGUGUGGCUUGAUGUUGCCAGCCGCUGUACGUCAACUAUACCUGGCGGACAAUGCUGUGGAGACGUUAACUCACUGUGGAAAAGACAACCUGUCCAGCUCUAUACUGAUUUAGUGAUUUUGAAUUAUUACUCUGGGCUGAGUUGAAAGCGUGCUUGUUUGGAGAGAUUCAAGGUUCUUAUCAAUAUAUUCUCCUACGUGCGGAAUCGCCUCGCCUCAUCAUGCAGGCGAUUAGACUUGCAUUUGUACUGAUGGUUCUGGGAGUUUUACCUGGGAAUACAUCCGGUAAGGUUAUGAACGGCCAACUGAGCAGCGGCUCAGAGAACUGGAAGUUUAUGACACGAUUCUGCUUCAUUUCCAUGCAAGGAAAGUUUGAGUUUUACUUUGAAUACCCUGAGGAAUAUGCAGAUCAGGACUUGCUGCUGUACUAUGACCAGAUCUGGCUGCCCGUCUAUACAGAUAAAACCUCGAAUUGCUCUGCUAAGAAAGGAGUGUUGCGCGAACACCUUGGACAGAUCAUUACGCUAUCUCCGUCCUACACGUACAAAUGUAAUAAUUUCAAGAAAACCAGACGGUAGCAACUGGAUCAAUUGCACUGACUCACGCACGUUCCGCACCGCCAGGGAGCGCUGGUGGUUUUUCGUCUUGGCCAGCUGUACAACACCAAGAGGGCUUCAUCUGACCUACCGGCUUCAUAUGACAAACGGACAUGACUGGUGGAAUAAAGAGUUCUCGGCGGAUGAAAUAUAUAUUUUGCCGAUCGUCAUAGUGGCAUUUUUCCUGAUGGUAAUUAAGUUAGCGUUGUCGAUAUUUGUUGGAGUUAAGCUGGCCUCCAAGCAACUGUUUCAUACUACAUACAAGAUGUACAUCACAUCCAUGGGAUUCUACACCUUCCAUCUCUUUCUCCAAUUGGUGGCUUACUGGAAAUAUGCUAAUGACGGUUUACCAGACAGUUUCCAUGGUACAAAGCUUUUUGGUCGUCUCAUGGAAGCAAUCAGCAGACUGAUAUUUCUACUCCAACUCAUCCUCAUUGCAAAAGGUUUCACGAUCACCAGAGGGCGUUUGAGUCGUAGCGGAAGUAUCAAGAUUGCCGUCUUCAUGACACUGUACACGAUCCUCUACGCCGUAGUCUUCAUCUGGGAAUCUGAAUUUUUUGACGAAGGGAGAGUGUUGUACUUUUACGAGAGCAUUCCCGGGUAUUGCAUUAUUGGCUUACGUGUGCUAAGCUGGUUGUGGUUUGUCUAUGCAAUAAUCUUCACCUUAAAACACUACCCAGAAAAAAGGGUCUUCUAUGCCCCGCUCGCUACACUGUAUACAGUCUGGUUCUGGGCGAGCCCUGUGGUGGUGCUGAUCGCUGUGACAGCCAUGGCCAAAUGGACCCGAGAGAAAACAGUUGUGGGCGUGGAAUGUACUAUCGCUUCAUUCGGAUAUUUGUUCUUUUUGGUGAUUACCUGGCCAUCCUUGGCAAACAAGCACUUUCCGUUCCACGUGAGAACAACACAGAUUGAUGUCAUGACAGACGUCCCUCAUGUAAAAGAAAACGAGAUGGGAUUUCCGAGUGACGGCGAGGUGAAUGCGCAGAGCACCACAAAUUACACUCUGACGCAGUCCGAGCGUACUUCCGGUCCUAACUUCACGGAGCUGUUCACCGUAUCACAGACACGAAGUCGCCCGGAUGAUAACCUUAUCGGCAAAACUCGGCAUGGUCAACUUCCGCCGUUGAACGCUAGGCCUGCUCCAUCCGCUCCUGCUCUGGAUUUACCGGACUAAUGCCAACGGCCAUCAUGAGCACAAGGCUCACCCAGAUUAACUCAGAUUAGCCUCGUCUGGAGCCAGCUGAUGGUGCAUCAGAUCUGACCCUGGACGCAUAACAUAUCAGUAUUCACAGUUUGUUUGCCACACUUAGUCGUCAUUUGAUGUUGUUUUGUUAGCGUUUAAUAUUCGCAAAAAAUGGAUUUUUCUUUGGGAUUGUUUUUUUGUGAUUCGUUUCCGACUUCGUGACGAUGUACGCUUUAACCAAAUUUAAUCAACCCGUAGCAUCGUACGAUGAAGCUUGUUUGGACUUGAAAUGCAUUGACUACCGUUUUGCUCACCAGUCUUCGUAAUGUUUUUUACAUGUAUUUGUAGGCAUAUAUUUAUUUCUUUGGUUGCAAACUGAGAACCAUAUGGUCUCAUGCUCCCACCAAAACAUGACAGGAUAUUAACUCCAUUGUCAUUCACUUAUGGUCCGAGUAAACAGUGGUAGUUGCGACAGUAACAUGUUACUUCUUCAUUUUUGUUCACUUGACCACCUUUUUCGCUGAGUUAAGCUGUAUAUAGAGGCACACACACCGUAAAUUCAAAUCGAUGCAGUCGGCUCAAUAUCUAUGAUAUUGAUUAGUGAAAUAUUUCAGAUUUGUCUGUUGAAAUUCACCGAGCAUUAGCUUAUUGAAAUAUUAGAUGGUAUACUAACCCAAGGGAGCAUGUAGAUUUGUUCACUAGAUUCACCACUUUGGUGUUAAUUUUGUACAUAGAUAUGUACGUGUAUUGUUUGUGGCUUUUGCCACACUAUCGUGCAGUUCUAGAGAGUGCUUUAAUUUAUUUUGUCAGAUUUUUGUUACUUUUAAAGAAAGUUUGCCAAUGUGCCCCAUGAGCUCUGUUUGAUUGUUCUACGAUUUAAAUCACCUGUAUCGAGAUCGGUCAAAACUCAUAUUUUAAUAAACUGAACGCUAAAAUAUCACAAACGAAAGUAACUGAAUAUUUUCAAAUAUUGAGCUGAAAAGGAAAAUGGUUGUAUAGACUUGCAGUGAGUACGUUUAAGAAAAUGAAAGACAAUAAUUGAUUUAUGGCAGAAAGAAACAGCUCUGUAACUCUGUCGGCCUGUCUGUCUAUCAUAUUUUUGACAUCCUAGAUGUUAACAUGGUCCACCCACACAAAGAGGGGCCUGACCUCUAGAAGAUAUCAGCUAUUUGCGGGAUGUCGCUGAUAUUGUAUUUCAGUUGAAAUUUACAAAGUGAUAAUAUAUGUUUUUACAUGAUAUUAUAUAAUGUAUGUAAGGUCACACGAACGAUUUGUUUUCAUAUGGAUGAAACAAGGAAAUCAUAGUAUUAUCAAUGCAAACUCCCUCCGUGUAUACACUGUUCUAUAUGUCUUUUUUUUGGCAUGAUCAGCUGUAGUUUAUGUGCACAGUUUGCUCAAUUUUUGUACCAUUCACCGUUAUUGCCAUUUUGGAGCGCCUUAGCUUUUUGUGAUACGUCCAGAACUGUUACAUCUGCUGUCAUUGAGGUCAUUACAGAUCGUCGUAUGCUGUUAGAAAAGGCUCUGUUUCGUAUAUGAUGCCCGGUAAUGGUCAUCGGUUGCUGUGUGUAUAUUAAUUGCGCUAGGGGAAUAGAUUUCAUGUCCUGCAUUCAUAUCAAUUCCGUCCACGAUUUGCUUUUAGUAUUAUAGUUAACAUAUGUAAAUUUAAAAUUAAGACAUUUUGCUUAUGUUUAUGGAUCUAUGUUUAAUAAAUAAACUAUUUACAUAAU
Messenger RNA from Liolophura sinensis, 3749 nucleotides. RefSeq names its product transmembrane protein 145-like. The transcript has 13 exons. The coding region runs from base 646 to 2013 and encodes 455 amino acids. The record is from RefSeq and is a predicted model, not a curated record. NCBI's taxonomy places the organism in Eukaryota, Metazoa, Mollusca, Polyplacophora, Chitonida, Chitonidae. Gene Ontology annotation, biological process: response to pheromone; G protein-coupled receptor signaling pathway.